UUUCGGAAAAAGAGUUCCACGACGCGGCCAAACGAAACGACACGGCACACAUGGGCGUGCUGAUCAAGAGAGGGGUGGACAUCAAAGCCAAGAAUAAUAUAGACCGGACGGCUCUCCACUGGGCCGCGGGAGCAGGGCAUGAGCAGGCAGUACGGCUUCUCCUGGAACAUGAUGCCUCCGUGAAUGACGAGGACAACUUUGGGAUGAACGCACUGCUUUUGUCCGCUUGGUUCGGUCACCUGCGCAUCCUUCAGAUCCUCGUCAAUGCUGGUGCCAAAACCAACUGCGUAAACAAGAAUGGACGCAACCUGCUGCAUUGUGCAGCCCAGAGAGGCCAUAUCAAAGUGAUUGAAUUUGUCAUGGAGGACCUUGAAGAUGUGCGGUUGGAUAAGAAAGAUAAGAUGGACAGAACUGCAUUUCAUUUAGCUGCAGAGAACGGGCAGCUGGAGGUGGUGGAGUUCCUGAUUGGUUCCGGUUGUAGUCGCAGCAUCAAAGACAAGGAGAAGAAUACAGCCCUCCAUUUAGCUGCCAAGAACGGCCAUGCAGAGGUGUUGCAGAAGCUCAUAGAAGUGGGAAUGAGCCUUGAUGAGACAAAUACAGAAGGGUUGACCGCCCUGCACGGGGCUGCCGAAGGAGGACAUCACAGCUGCGUAAAGCUGCUCCUGGAAGCCGGCUGUGAUGUCCAUGCCCAAACUCAGAAAAAGAUGACCGGCCUUCAUUACGCUGCACUGAAUGGCUAUGAAGAUAUGGCCAGAACCCUUAUUGACGCAGGAAUCCAGACAGAUGCACUGAAUUACCAAAAUGCAUCAGCUAUGCACAUUGCAGUGCUCCAGAACCAUCCAGCCCUCGUUAGACUCCUCAUUGACGCCGAGUGUGACCUGGAUAUCCCUGAUAAUAGGCAGCAGUGUCCCCUCCAUAUUGCUGCAGAACACGGAAGACAGGACAUUGCUGAGAUGAUCCUUAUCGCCGGUGUGAACUUAAAGCUAACGGACAAGCAAGGAAAAACAUCCCUAGAUAUUGCUGCCCGUGGGAACCACAUCAACCUGGCUGAUAUGAUCAUCAAAGCUGAUAGGUUUUACAAAUGGGAAAAGGAUAAUCUGAACAGUGACUCCGACUCGUGGGUGGCCAAGCACUUAACUUUCAAGCAGGACCACCGCCUUGAGACUCAGCACAUCCGCUCAGUCACGUGGCGGCUCGCUACGAAAUACCUCAAACCCGGCGAGUGGAAGAAGCUGGCGCAUUACUGGAAAUUCACGGAGGCGCAUAUCAGAGCAAUUGAACACCAGUGGGCAGGCACCAAAAGCUACAGGGAACACGGUCACAGGAUCUUGUUAAUUUGGCUUCACGGCGUAAUCAUGGCCGGGGAGAACCCAAUCAAAGGACUGUAUGAAGGCCUGGUGGGCAUUGGGAGGAGAGAUUUGGCAGAAAGCAUCAGGAAACAGGCAAAUGCAGACUCUACUUCUCCAAGAAGGUGCACUGCAAUGUGAUGUCCGAAAAGGGACAGGAAGG
Messenger RNA from Elgaria multicarinata webbii, 1509 nucleotides. RefSeq names its product ankyrin repeat and death domain containing 1A (gene ANKDD1A). Bases 51 to 1487 code for a protein of 478 amino acids. The record is from RefSeq and is a predicted model, not a curated record. Lineage: Eukaryota; Metazoa; Chordata; Lepidosauria; Squamata; Anguidae. Gene Ontology annotation, cellular component: cytoplasm. The transcript is spliced from 14 exons. Gene Ontology annotation, biological process: signal transduction. Gene Ontology annotation, molecular function: protein binding.